This is a messenger RNA of Schistosoma guineensis, 3001 nucleotides long. Lineage: Eukaryota; Metazoa; Platyhelminthes; Trematoda; Strigeidida; Schistosomatidae. The record is from the annotation of a GenBank genome assembly.
GCAUUUUUCGCGAUAAUAUUGUAUAUAACAUUUGAAUGGUAUUAAUCUACCCCCCAUAAUCAGUGGUGUAAAUAAGUUUCUCAAUCUGGUUAUCUUUCUUACCCCAAAUACAUGAGGUGUACGUAGCAUCAUUGGAAUACAAAAAUACCAACGACUUCGAUGCGUGGUGGCUAAAGUAUACUAUCUGAUCAAGUAGUGCUUCAACAAAGUCAGUUGUAUCAUUUCUUUUUAUUUUAUCAUAAAAUGUAUGCAAGACUACUAGUUUCUGUAACUUUUAUCCUUUUUUUCAAAUACGUACUUACUUUGAUCGAUUGUACACCUGUUAACAAUAAUUUCUUCAUUACAUUAAAUCUAACUCUAGUAGGGAAUGGUGCUAAUCGUGAAUACUCCUACUAUUUCACCAAAGACGUCCACUGUUCUAUCAGUAAAAGAUCCCAUUUGUACUACUGGAGGAUGUGUAGGUUCUUCUGAAGAUAAGAUUGCCAUUCCAACAGCCGAGAAAUUAUAUAUUUUGAAUUUUUCUCUUUCACUUCAUGACGACCAUUCUAAGAAGAUAGCAAUUGCUCAAGAAGUUGACUUUGUUGCCCGUGGUUCUUUAAGGAUCGAACUUGAUAAUGAUUGUGUGUUAAAAGGAUCUGAAGUUGACCAUGAAGUCAAAUCCUCACUCAAAGAAAACGUAAACAGAUCUGUUCUCUUUCCUUAUGAACAAAUGAAUCGAGACAUCUUGAAUCUCAAGAAUGGAGCUCGGUUAGUUUCCUGGAGUCCAAGAGGAGUUGACAAAUAUGAAAGGUGUAUAAUGAGUUUAACAACAAUGGAAAAUCGGUCAUUUUUGUGCACACUUAAAGGAACUGAAUCUUGGGAAGAAUCAGUCGAUCUAUCGUUAAUUUGGCAGCAAUACUAUGUUGAACAUGGUAGGAUCGCGCAAAGUCGAAAGGUGGUUGUUGAUAGUCGACCACAGUUUAUUUUCCAACCUACUGAAUGUAGUAAUAUUCCACCAUUAAUAUGUAAAAAUAUUAUGGAUUAUUUCGAUGCAAUAGAAGAUGUUAUAGUUGUUUACACAAGUUGGUGUCAGAUAAUUCGACAACCUCAAAUAAAAUCCACUAAUUCAAUGAAUUUGAAAACUGUACCUUGCUUAAAUAAUAACAGGUCCUAUUUCGUGAUACCAGUUGACACAACUCAACUUGUUACUGAAUCAUUUUCAUUAUGCCCAGUGACAUUUUUGGCAGUCUUAAUGAAAUCUGGUGCAUUCUCUAUAUGGAUGGUUUCAGUACCAUUUUCUGGAGUGUCAUCAAUAUCAUUGUUGUGGGUAGAUUAUACAUACACUGUCGUGCGCAGCGAUUCGAUGGAUAAACACCCAAACUAUAUCAAACUUUAUGAUCUGGAUAGUCUCAAUCUCUUACUUGUUUUGGGUUUUACUGAUGGUUCAGUGAAAGGUUUAGUGUUUCCUAUUGAAUAUUCUCCAACUGGUAUUCUGGUAUUAACAGUACCUUAUUUAUUCAAUCUAUGGACAACUUCAUUGUAUCAUGUAACCAUUUUAGCAUCAGCCUGGUCAAUGUCUCGUCGUUUAUUAUGCAUUGGCUAUGGUCGUCAUUUGUUAUUAUUUCAUAUAGCUAAGGAAGAUUUAGAGAUUUGUUUUCAACAACAGAACCAGCACCAAGAACAACCAAGUAACCAAUCAACACCAUGUCGUGGACGAGAUCCAUUGUAUUUGGUUAGAAGCCAAUUUGUUAGUCAACCAAGUCCUAUUUUAGGCUAUAUUACUGGUAUGCAUUUGGACAAUGAACAGUUAUUACUGACUAGUGUGGAUGGUUACGUAAUGCGCACCAGUCUUGAUGAAGUGUCUGAAUGUAAGUUGAAUUGGCAAGUUGUUUGGUGUAGUUCUAAUUACGAUAAAUCUGAUGUAAUCCAUUGGGAAUUUCAUGGAUUAUCAGUUUCAACGAAUGGGGUUUAUAUAUGUUUUCUUGAAAAACCAUGCAAUUAUUUAGAUAAUAAUCGUGCACGACGCAGUGCUCUACUUUCACCUAGAGUCCAUUUUUUAUCGUUUUGGUCAAAUGAUAGUUUACAAGAAAUUAUAUUUAACCCUGAAUUACCUUUAAAUCGCAAAGUUGAUUGUUUACAAGAGUUAUUACAAAGAUGGCAUUUAUCAAACGACAAAGCUGAUAAUUUAUCUAGCAAUACAACAGAUUUACGACAGAUAUGUUUGGAGAAAAUUGAUUUUCACCAGGCUUGUCUCACUGAUUCUUCGUUUCCUCAUAGUUGGUUGAAUAAGCCACUUACAACGCUUCAAAUUUACAGGUUUAUUCUGUGUAUGCUCAACAAAGACACCGAUGAAUCUAUCAAAUCCCGUGCACAACUUUGGCUGACUAAUUUAGAUAAUUUUAUCCAACAACGUCAUUUGGAACGAUGUUUUCGUUUAUUUCUUAAAUGUUCUAUACAAAGGCAAGCACGUGAUUGUUUAUUAGUUUCACAAAUGGCCACAAUAACUUUAAAUAUUUUCCGACCAACGUCACAAACAUUGACUAAUACACCUAGCACUACGACAACGACGACGACCACCACCACUACCUCUACCACCAUUGAUGCUGUAUCUAGUUGUAUAUCUAAUAAAAACGAAGAUGAUACAAUGAUUGUCAAUGGAACUUCGAAUAAAUAUAUAUGUUUUGUCAAAGAUUUACCUCAAUUAGCUAGAAAUGUUCACCAAUUAGCUAUACAACUCUAUGUGCAUCGUUUUAAAUUUCCAUAUGAAAAUAUCAUCAAUCAAUUACAGAAAUUACAUGUCAUUCCGGACCUAAUUUAUUUGAAUUGCUCUCAAAACCAUCCAUUUGAGCGUUGCAUGCAAUCUCUAGAACCUUGCAUUGAUCCUAUGUUUCGUCAUUGCAUUCGGUGUAAUCGUGUAGCUCUUAGCGUAUCUCCUCAAGAUCGUUUAUCCGCUUGGCGUUCAAUGAUACUUCAUCCAAUGUGUAUAUAUUGUGAUUUACCAUUGACGUGGAAAGAAUUCUAA